Messenger RNA from Mugil cephalus (flathead mullet), 1390 nucleotides. RefSeq lists its product as uncharacterized. NCBI's taxonomy places the organism in Eukaryota, Metazoa, Chordata, Actinopteri, Mugiliformes, Mugilidae. The record is from RefSeq and is a predicted model, not a curated record. The transcript has 4 exons. The coding region runs from base 191 to 1243 and encodes 350 amino acids.
CCAGGUUCUGAACUCUGUUCUGACGACGGGUGAAGGUGCAGGGUUGGAGGAGUUGUGCCAAGGCAUCGUCACUCGCUACCAGAAUGCGGACCAAGCUGAACCUGAGGUCAUCUAUGUCGACUGGGACUGCUGCAUUAGUCAGGUGGGUGUGUCUUCAGUGGUUAAACUUUUUCACCCAUGGAAGUCUGCAAUGCACUUGGACAGCUUCCACUUCAUGUGGCACUUUAACUGCAACCUCACCACAGAACACCACCCUCUGUAUGGCAUCUUUUGCGCCAAGCUUUCCUCCUGUAUCUUUGAAUGGGAUCAGGAAGAUGUGCAACGCCUGAAGGAGGCCAAGAGAACAGAGUGGAAGAGCAGCCACGGUGGACGAGCUCCCACUGAGGAACAGCUCAUUGCCACCGUCAGCCCAGGGGAGCUGAAGAGGCACUGCAGGAGGAGGACGCGUGGAGUGGAAGAGAUGCGGAGCAUGAUUCCAGGGCUGCUGGAAUCAGUUUGGGAGAUGACGGACACCACAGGGCUGCAUCUAGUGAACCAAGACAGCAUGCGCCAUGUUUGGGAGGUGCAACAGAAGCACCUGGAGUGCCUCCAAGACCCUGCAGGUGUUGCAUUGUACACAAAGGUGGGGACUCUCCAGAAGGGCGGCAAAGAGCUGGACAUCCUCAGGUGUGCUAGGGGGUCCUCCUCCCUGGAGAGUUUUCACAGACACCAGUGUGCUUUCAUUCCAGGCUGGCGGUGCAAUGCAGUACAUAUGCAGAUGUACAUGCUGGAGGGAGUAUCAAGGUGGAACAUGGGCCGGGCCAAGGAGGCAGUAGCUGUGGAGGAGGCCUCAACCUUCAGAGCCUUUGAUGUCCGGUUAAUGUCUCACCUCAACAACAUCAGCCAGCGGGUCCUCGGUCAUGCUCUGGUUCCAGAGUUCACUCCACCCGGGAAGCCUACUGGGGAGCGCAUUGCUGUGGAGUAUCUAUUGGCCCAGACCAACAGAGGUGACCUGCUUGCUCCAGAGCAGAUGCCUGAAAUCCCCUCGCAGGUGCUUGAGGAAGAAGAGGAUGAGCCAGAUGCCACAGUGUACAUGCCAGGUUACUUGAUGCUGGUGAUCCCUGGGAUGUGGGUGUGCCUGACACUGUUCUGUGCCGGUCAGCCGAGCUUGGGGCUGGUGAUCCUGAUCCUACAUGUGCUGUGGAAGAGCAGGUGUUGUUGGAAGGUGACACUCACUUAUCACUUUUCAGACCAGCCAAUGUGACUCAAGAGGUGUUGCGGGAUUGGAGGCAGUUGAUGCCCUGGCAGCCUACCUGGUUGGCUUGAACCGCACCAUCACUGCCUUGUCAGCCAACGAGGAGGCGGACAUAGUCCAGCUGUACACAGCUCUCCAUGCCAUGGACAAGGUGCC